GCCGAUGAUUAUUGCUUAUAAAAGCUGAUCUAAAACGUCUUCUAUUCAGUAUACAAUUGUACGCCAUGGAUUCCAGAAUUGCAGUAGUCUGUGUUGUUUUGGCUGCGUUCGCAGUGGACCAAACGGUCGGAGCGCCACAAAAAGAUGCCGUAGCCGCAAGCGGUCCCGCUUACACUACCAAAUACGACCACAUUGAUGUUGAUCAAGUUCUGGCUUCCAAAAGAUUAGUAAAUAGCUACGUUCAAUGUCUGUUGGACAAAAAACCAUGCACUCCCGAAGGAGCUGAAUUGAGAAAAAUUUUACCCGAUGCCUUAAAAACACAAUGUGCGAAAUGCAAUGCCACCCAAAAGAAUGCUGCUCUUAAAGUUGUUGACAGACUACAGAAAGAUUAUGAUGCAGAGUGGAAACAGCUUCUUGACAAAUGGGACCCAAAACGUGAACAUUUCCAAAAAUUCCAACAAUUUUUAGCGGAAGAAAAGAAAAAGGGUUUUACUAAAUUUUAACUUUAAGGAAAAGUUAACCAAUUAGUAUAGUAGUUUUUAAUAAUUUAGAUUUAUCAAUACAUAAGAAUGCAAUACCUAUAUGCACUAUUUAUCAAAUGUAUACAAAAAUAAUAAAAAUAUCAUUACUUAUUUAUAUGUACAAUUCUUGUUUGUUUGUUUUUUUAAGAUAAUAAAGGAAAUAAUCAAUA
This is a messenger RNA of Aphis gossypii (cotton aphid), 691 nucleotides long. RefSeq names its product ejaculatory bulb-specific protein 3. Lineage: Eukaryota; Metazoa; Arthropoda; Insecta; Hemiptera; Aphididae. The record is from RefSeq and is a predicted model, not a curated record. Bases 66 to 503 code for a protein of 145 amino acids. The transcript is spliced from 2 exons.